GACUAGGAGGCGGAGGGGGAACACACCAACCUGUCAGCCUCUUACUCAGCCACAGCCUCCGCCGCGCGCUCUACCUGCCGCAGCCCCCGACUCACCUGAACCUGCGCAGCCCCAGACUCACCUGGCCACGCCCGAGAAGCGGUCGCCGGAGUCCGCGCCUCGCUCUCGGACUGAGAUGUGCUGGUCCUAGCUGCUGUCCAAGAGGAUGUCCGGGGUGUCCGAGCCCCUGAGCCGAGUAAAGGUGGGCACAUUACGUCGGCCUGAGGGCCCUCCAGAGCCCAUGGUGGUGGUACCGGUAGACGUGGAGAAGGAAGACGUGCGCAUCCUCAAGGUCUGCUUCUACAGCAACAGCUUCAACCCUGGGAAGAACUUCAAACUGGUCAAAUGCACAGUACAGACGGAGAUCCAGGAGAUCAUCACCUCCAUCCUGCUGAGUGGGCGGAUUGGGCCCAACAUCCAGUUGGCUGAGUGCUAUGGACUGAGGCUGAAGCACAUGAAGUCAGAUGAGAUCCACUGGCUGCACCCCCAGAUGACGGUGGGUGAGGUGCAGGACAAAUAUGAAUGUCUACACGUGGAGGCCGAGUGGAGGUAUGACCUUCAAAUCCGCUACUUGCCAGAAGACUUCAUGGAGAGCCUGAAAGAAGACAGGACCACACUGCUUUAUUUUUAUCAACAGCUCCGGAAUGACUACAUGCAGCGCUAUGCCAGCAAGGUCAGCGAGGGCAUGGCCCUGCAGCUGGGCUGUCUGGAGCUCAGGCGGUUCUUCAAGGAUAUGCCCCACAACGCACUUGACAAAAAGUCCAACUUCGAGCUCCUGGAAAAGGAAGUGGGACUCGACCUGUUUUUCCCAAAGCAGAUGCAGGAGAAUUUAAAGCCCAAGCAGUUCCGGAAGAUGAUCCAGCAGACCUUCCAGCAGUACGCCUCUCUCCGGGAGGAGGAGUGUGUCAUGAAGUUCUUCAACACCCUCGCGGGCUUCGCCAACAUCGACCAGGAGACCUAUCGCUGUGAACUUGUUCAAGGGUGGAACAUUACCGUGGACCUGGUCAUCGGCCCUAAAGGCAUCCGCCAGCUGACAAGUCAAGAUGCAAAGCCCACCUGCCUGGCUGAGUUCAAGCAGAUCAAGUCCAUCAGGUGCCUCCCGCUGGAGGAGGGCCAGGCGGUCCUGCAGCUGGGCAUCGAAGGCGCUCCCCAGUCCUUGUCCAUCAAAACCUCCUCCCUGGCAGAGGCUGAGAACAUGGCUGACCUCAUAGAUGGUUACUGCCGGCUUCAGGGGGAACAUAAAGGCUCUCUGAUCAUCCAUCCCAAGAAAGAUGGUGAGAAGCGGAACAGCCUGCCCCAGAUCCCCAUGCUGAACCUGGAGGCGAGGCGGUCCCACCUCUCAGAAAGCUGCAGCAUAGAGUCAGACAUCUAUGCAGAGAUUCCCGAUGAGACCCUGAGAAGGCCAGGAGCUCUACAGUAUGGUGUGGCCCGCGAGGAUGUGGUUCUCAACCGUAUUCUGGGAGAAGGCUUCUUUGGGGAGGUCUAUGAAGGGGUCUACACAAAUCACAAAGGGGAGAAAAUCAACGUGGCCGUCAAGACCUGCAAGCAGGACUGCACUCUGGACAACAAGGAGAAGUUCAUGAGUGAGGCAGUGAUCAUGAAGAAUCUCGAUCACCCGCACAUCGUGAAGCUGAUUGGCAUCAUCGAAGAGGAGCCCACCUGGAUCAUCAUGGAACUGUACCCCUAUGGGGAGCUGGGCCACUACCUGGAGCGAAAUAAGAACUCCCUGAAGGUGCCCACCCUCGUCCUGUAUGCUCUACAGAUAUGCAAAGCCAUGGCCUACCUGGAGAGCAUCAGCUGUGUGCACAGGGACAUCGCUGUCCGGAACAUCCUGGUGGCCUCCCCUGAGUGUGUGAAGCUGGGGGACUUUGGCCUUUCCCGGUACAUCGAGGAUGAGGAGUAUUACAAAGCCUCUGUGACCCGUCUCCCCAUCAAAUGGAUGUCCCCCGAGUCCAUUAACUUCCGCCGCUUCACAACGGCCAGCGACGUCUGGAUGUUUGCCGUGUGCAUGUGGGAGAUCCUGAGCUUCGGGAAGCAGCCUUUCUUCUGGCUGGAAAACAAGGAUGUCAUCGGGGUGCUGGAGAAAGGGGAUCGGCUGCCCAAGCCUGACCUCUGUCCACCUGUCCUUUACACCCUCAUGACCCGCUGCUGGGACUACGACCCCAGUGACCGGCCCCGCUUCACGGAGCUGGUGUGCAGCCUCAGUGACAUUUAUCAGAUGGAGAAGGACAUUGCCAUAGAGCAAGAAAGGAAUGCUCGCUACCGUCCGCCCAAAAUAUUGGAGCCCACUGCCUUCCAGGAACCACCACCCAAGCCCAGCCGGCCCAAGUAUAGACCCCCUCCACAAACCAACCUGCUGGCUCCCAAGCUACAGUUCCAGGUCCCUGAGGGUCUGUGUGCCAGCUCCCCUACGCUCACCAGCCCUAUGGAGUAUCCAUCUCCUGUUAACUCGCUGCACACCCCACCUCUCCACCGGCACAAUGUCUUCAAGCGCCACAGCAUGCGGGAGGAGGACUUCAUCAGACCCAGCAGCAGAGAAGAGGCCCAGCAGCUGUGGGAGGCUGAGAAGAUCAAGAUGCGGCAGAUCCUGGACAAGCAGCAGAAGCAGAUGCUGGAAGAUUCCCAGUGGCUGAGGCAGGAGGAGAAGUCCUUGGACCCCAUGGUUUACAUGAAUGAUAAGUCCCCAUUGACCCCAGAGAAGGAGGCCGGCUACACCGAGUUCACCGGGCCCCCACAGAAGCCACCGCGACUCGGUGCCCAGUCCAUCCAGCCCACGGCCAACCUGGACCGGACCGACGACCUGGUGUACCUCAACGUCAUGGAGCUGGUGCGGGCGGUGCUGGAUCUCAAGAAUGAGCUCGGCCAACUGCCCCCUGAGCGCUACGUGGUGGUGGUGAAGAACGUGGGGCUGACCCUGAGGAAGCUCAUUGGGAGUGUGGAUGACCUCUUGCCCUCCUUGCCAUCGUCUUCGAGGACAGAGAUUGAGGGGACCCAGAAGCUGCUCAACAAGGACCUGGCAGACCUCAUCAACAAGAUGCGGCUGGCGCAGCAGAACGCCGUAACCUCCCUGAGCGAGGAGUGCAAGCGGCAGAUGCUCACGGCCUCCCACACCCUGGCCGUGGACGCCAAGAACCUGCUGGACGCUGUGGACCAGGCCAAGGUCCUGGCCAACCUGGCCCACCCGCCCGCAGAGUGACUGACGGCGGGGGCCACCCGCCCGCGUCUUCCACCCCCACCUGUCGCGCACCUCCCCUGCCUUGCCUUUGGUCACCUGGUCUUCUCAGGGAAGGCCCGGGGGUGGGGGGUUCUCCCUCACCACUUUGCACGACCCCCUCCCCACCCACCCCAGACUGUGCUGCUAGGCUGCAGCUGAAUGGAGGGGACUCUGGGUAUGGUCGCAGGGGCGGGUGACGCGCAUGGUUCAGAGGGGGCACUGUUGCCGUCAGCCACUCCCUCCCACCCAGCCUGGGUGCUGGAGCCUCACAGGGUCACAGUGGUGUCCCUAGCAGCCGACAUGGCUUUAUGCAUGGACAUGGCAGGCCCAUAUGGGAGCCAAGCUAUUUCUUCUCCUUCCUCUUCAGCCCUCGGGGAUCCCCUGAUGCACAGAGGGGCCAGGGAAGGGCCUUAUUUUGGGGGGUCGGGAGGCUUGUAAGAUGAGGGGUGGCCUGGCUUUCUUGUACAGUGUAUAUUUGAAUUUAUUUAAUGUGAGUUUGAUCUGGACUGACAGCUGGGUUCCCUCCUAAUGGGGGAUCUGGGACAUCGUCCAGGAACAAACUGAUGGGGAAUUCUGGCACGGGACACUGUGUUGUCAUCAUGCCAAGUAUCAGGGGAAGGGGCAGAGAGACGGAGGCCAGGACUGGACUUGGACCGCAAUCUGCUCUCUCCCCGGCAGCCUCCUCUCUUUCUUCCUUUGCUUUCCCCGCCUUUUUCUUACUCCUCCUCUCCUCCCCCCCUUUUCUCAUCUGAGCCCUUCCUUUCUCAAGUGUUUGUGUUGAGCCUUCUUUUACCUUCUUUCUAUCGGAUUCGUGGUUGAAUUAAACUCGUACCAUUUGC
Sciurus carolinensis (gray squirrel) is the source of this 4092-nucleotide messenger RNA. It is a transcript of the gene Ptk2b, whose product is annotated as protein tyrosine kinase 2 beta. The transcript has 31 exons. The record is from RefSeq and is a predicted model, not a curated record. Bases 206 to 3235 code for a protein of 1009 amino acids. Gene Ontology annotation, cellular component: cytoskeleton; focal adhesion. Gene Ontology annotation, molecular function: protein tyrosine kinase activity; ATP binding. Gene Ontology annotation, biological process: signal complex assembly; protein phosphorylation. Lineage: Eukaryota; Metazoa; Chordata; Mammalia; Rodentia; Sciuridae.